AUGACUACAAAUAUGACAUCCUCUGGUUUGAUAGUAGAAAGUGUAGAUUUGGUAGUAGAGAAAUUCAAGAUCUCUGAUGUGAUCGAGAUAGCAUCAACGCCGAACAAAGAUUACGCUACAAGAGGAUCAACCAAUUUAUCUAAGUGGUAUGACUUUGAGAUAAAAAGUGAAGAAAAUCAUCCUACUAGCCCCGAAUUGGCCAGUCUAAUUUGGGUGGCCGAUACUUCCACGGAUGGGCAUCACUCCACCAAUGCUCUUUCCCAUAAAUCAGGCAUGGACUCUAAGCGCAUGGUUGCUAUCUACAAUAAGCAGGAGACAGGGAGAUUAGGCAAAGACAUGACCAAUUCAUUUUCUCGGUCUACCAAAAGUAAAACUUUGGAAAUAUAUGGUAGUAAAUGGAAGGGAUAG
This is a messenger RNA of Phycomyces blakesleeanus NRRL 1555(-), 408 nucleotides long. RefSeq lists its product as hypothetical. The record is from RefSeq and is a predicted model, not a curated record. NCBI's taxonomy places the organism in Eukaryota, Fungi, Mucoromycota, Mucoromycetes, Mucorales, Phycomycetaceae. The transcript has 3 exons. The coding region runs from base 1 to 408 and encodes 135 amino acids.